AUGGACUCAUGGGCCCUAAACGAACUAAUCCUAAUUAAAAAAAUUUCAAUUUUCGUUAUUCGCUCAUUCCAAAUUUUCCAUUUUCCAAUUUUCUUCUUAACACGCUAACCCAAAUCCGAAGCUCCUUCCAUCUGGGUCUUGAGUGUUCACACUCCAACAAUAAACAACACCAUCGUCAUCAAGCAGUGAUAGUUGAAGAAAAGGAAGUUAAGCCAGUUUUUCUUGAGAGAAACCACUGUUUGCAGAAUAUGAAAGAGGAAGAGUUGAACCGAUGUCAGAUUCAGGAAUGGUACCCAAGGUUCAAAUCUGUAUCCAUCAAGACCUUAAUUCAUCAACUUCCUGAAUCUUUCAUCCAGUACCUUCUUGAUGACACUGGGCUGUUCCUGUUACCUGUUUCUGUCUUAAAUGAAGAUGCAUUGCCGAAUAGAGUUCAUAAUCCCGACGAGGAAGAUUUUGAGGUGUCAGAGGGAUCCAGCGAUGAAGCAGAAGAACAUUCUCCGCCACCUUCUUUUCCAGAACUCGAAUUAAAAAUUAAGGAAUCCAUUGAGUCCCUUGGGGGUGCAGUCUUCCCCAAGUUGAAUUGGAGUGCCCCAAAAGAUUCAGCUUGGAUAAGCACUGCCCGCACCCUCCAGUGCACCACUUUCAGUGAGAUUGCGCUCUUGUUCCGAGCAUCUGACUCAUUGGUCCAUGACUUGUGCCAUGCUUAUGAUUCCUGCCAUGACAAAUCUUCAUCCAGACCCGUGAAUUUCUUCCUCGCCCUCCGGAAAUGGUAUCCAUCCCUUCAGCCAGACAUGGAGUUUCGGUGCUUCAUACAUGAGCAAAAACUAGUCGGAAUCUCUCAAAGAGAGGUUACCACUUUUUAUCCUGCUCUGCUUGAAAAGAAGAAUGGUCUCCUAUUGCUGAUGCAGGGAUUUUUCAACAACUAUGUGAGAGCUAGAUUUGAGUCAGAAAACUACACAUUUGAUGUUUACAUUACAAAGAAUGAGAAAGUUAAGGUUGUGGAUUUCAACCCUUGGGGUGGCUUUACAUUGCCAUUGUUGUUUACAUGGGAUGAAUUAGAGCAUAUCCAAAGUGAAGAUGAUGAUGUGGAAUUUAGAAUUGUGGAAGAUCGUUGUGCUGUUAGGCCAGGCCUCAAAACAGCAGUUCCAUAUGAUUACUUGGAUACAAGCCCAGGGAGUGGUUGGGAUCAGUUUCUAAGGAAUGCAGAUGAAGAGUUGCAUAGACAAUCCAGGUCUACCGAAGCUGGUGCAUGAUAAUAUUAGGUACUGUUUCUCAGUGUUUAAAAUCCCGGCUCAACCAUCGACUCGGCCGAGGUCAGGGGUCAGGGCUCACGGAGUCACGGGUUCAACCGGGGGGUCAAGGGGUCACUACGCUGACCCGGUUUUCUAUAUUAAAAAUUUAUAAAUAUAUAUAUCCUAUAUGAAAAUAUUAAAAACUAAACCACCAAUCAUCAAAGAUCCAAAAUAUGCUUAACAUAAUUCACCAAUUACAAUCACAAGUCAAUAUUACACAACCUAAUUAAAGUAUCAAAAUACUAAAGUACAAAACUCGUAUUCUAAUAGGGUCACUAUAUUGACUCGGUUCUGCCUCUUUUAAGGUCACUGACAAAGGAAAAUUUCAAAGAAGUAAGAAUGAGUUUUGUUUUCCAUCAACGACUGUAAGAUUUCAUUUGAAUGGGUAAAAUUCUUUCCUUUUCUAAAAGAUUCACGGCAGCAAGGUGAAGAUUGAAGACAUCUACGCCGCUUGGAGAGAAGAGAAUGAUUAGAUUUUGGUUUGCAAGCAUUUUUAUUUUAUUUUUUUUAAUAAAAUGACGUUAUUUCUUGGAAUUUUUUCUGUUUGUUUUGUUUGUUUUAUACCGAAGCUGGUGCGUGAUAAUAUUAGGUACGUCUGUUUCUCAAUUGAGUAGGUUUUCUUUUCUUUUUUCCUUUUCAAAUUUUAUUUGGAGCUUUUUGACAAAGAAGGGGGAAGAGACUUGUGUCUAGAAAAGUUCUUUCCAAUUGAGGGUGUAUUUUUCUGGUAACAUUUUA
Molecule: messenger RNA, 2027 nt
Organism: Gastrolobium bilobum
Lineage: Eukaryota; Viridiplantae; Streptophyta; Magnoliopsida; Fabales; Fabaceae
Exons: 2
Coding region: 249-1253 (334 amino acids)
Cellular component (GO): cytoplasm
Source: RefSeq, a predicted model, not a curated record